Messenger RNA from Miscanthus lutarioriparius, 861 nucleotides. NCBI's taxonomy places the organism in Eukaryota, Viridiplantae, Streptophyta, Magnoliopsida, Poales, Poaceae. The record is from the annotation of a GenBank genome assembly.
AUGGGCGGGCACACCGCCGGCGGCGGGUUCGGCCUGCUGUCCAGGAAAUUCGGGCUCGCCGCCGACAACGUCCUGGACGCGGUCUUCAUCGCUCCGAACGGGAGCUCCUUCACCCGUGACACCAUGGACGACGACGUGUUCUGGGCCAUCCGAGGCGGCGGCGGAGGGAGCUGGGGCGUGGUGUACGCUUGGAAGCUCCGUCUCGUCCCGGUCCCCGACAACGUCACCGUGUUCAGCGUAGCGCGAUCCGGUCCGGCCGAGCUCAUCGCCGGGCUGAUGCACAGGUGGCAGUACGUUGGGCCUAGUCUCCCCGACGAGUUCUACCUCUCAACGUUAAUUCCGGCGAGGUCAUCAUCGGACGGUAACAUCUCCAUGUCAUUCACCGGCCAGGUUCUUGGACGACCGAAGCAGCUAGCCAUGUCAGUGCUGAACCAGAGCUUCCCCGAGCUGGGCCUCGCCGAGUCAGAGCUCUCUGAGGUGAGCUGGCUCGAGUCGGCGGUGAAGUUCGCCGGCGUCAGCUCAGUCGCGAGCCUCACGAACCGGCAGCCUAGAGUGGGGGAGUACGCGAAGAGGAAGUCCGACUACGUGCAGGCGCCGAUCUCGAUGCAGGACACGAUCAGGAUCGUCCAGUACUUGUCGACGGGGCCGGCGGGAUCGUCCAUCCAGCUGGACCCCUACGGUGGGGCCAUGGCGCGGAUAGGGAGCACCGACACGCCGUUUCCUCACCGUGCUGGAUACCUGUACAGCAUCCAGUAUGCAGUGACUUGGAAUGCAUCGGAUAUGGAUCGUUCAGACGGUCAUGUAGAGUGGCUUCGGUCGUUCUACGCUUUCAUGGCGUCCUACGUGUCAAAGAACCCAUGA